AGAGAAACCGUGAGGGCUUUUUGGCUGCGCCUUUUGUGAUAAUGACACAGAAACCUCUAUGGAGUUAAAGACACUUGGAGAAGAGUGAGAAGUGGCAUGGAAUGAAUAUGCUGUGUGCAAGUUGUUUAGCUGUGGUAUGCAUGACUUGGAACGUUGGAGCUUUGUAGCAGACUCGAGAAGCUGGAACUUUCUCGGCUCACGAGUGAAAUAUAGACAGCCGAGUGGGAGUGGAUGUGAGUUGAAGUCUGUUUCACCUGCCCAGGGACAAGCAUGGAGGCCAAACUGAAGGAACUCCGGCAGAAACUGGAGAAACAAUGCCAAAUUAAUCAGGAGCUGCAGAACGAAAACCGGGACCUGGAGACCAGGUUGAAGGAGAAGGAGAAACUCCUGGAGGAGCUGCAGAGUCGUCUGGAUGGGCUGGAUACUUUGUCUCAGAGGUACAGCAAUGACAGUGUGGAGGUACGGCAGAGCCGAGCGGCAGUCAUGGCUCCGGAGCCGAUUCCAGAGGACAUGGACAUUUCGACCACCAGGGUCAAAAAGACUGCCAGUGAAAGAGCUCAGAUCAUGAAGGCAAUGCAGAAAAACGACUUCCUGAGUCGUCUGGAUGAGGAGCAGAUCAACAUGAUGGUGGAGCUCCUCUCCUCUCUGGACCGUUGUCCUGGUGAUGACAUCAUUACCGAGGGCACAGAGGGUGACAGCAUGUACAUUGUUGCAGCUGGAGAACUCCGAGUUACUCAGGCAGGGCGUAAUCUGCGAACUUUGACCUCUGGAGAUGUCUUCGGGGAGCUGGCCAUCUUAUACAACUGCAAAAGGACGGCUUCUGUUAAAGCCGUCACGGCGGUUAAGUUAUGGUGCAUUGAGAGACAGAUAUACAGAAGCAUCAUGGCAAUCAAGUCCAAGAAGAAACGAGAGCAGUUGAUGGGCUUCUUAAAGACAGCUCGCACCUUCAAAUCCCUGAGGGAUGAACAGCUCUCCAACAUCAUUGACUCCAUGGAGGAGGUGAAGUUUCAGGACAACGAGGUGAUCGUGCGUGAAGGUGCCGAGGGAGACACGUUUUACAUCAUCCUCAAGGGAGAGGUCCAAGUGACAAAGAAAGUGAAUGGGCAGCAAAAAAUCAUCCGUAAAAUGGGACAAGGGGAUCAUUUCGGAGAACUGGCUCUUAUACGUGAGAUCUUGAGGACGGCAACGUGCACCGCUUUGGGAUCAGUCACCUGCUUUGCCAUCGAUAAGGAGGCUUUUGAGGAGACAAUCCCAAUAGAAAGCCUGGAGUUACAUGAUGAUCCAGAUCUUCUGGAGAACACUCGCACUUCAAGGAAAGAGAGCUCACUAUCUUCUCUACAGCUGAACGAUCUGAUCCCGGUCCUGUACCAGGAGGGACGUUACCAAGGAAGCCCCGUCACCCUGGGACUGGGGGGGUUCGGACGAGUGGAACUGGUAACCACGCUGCAUCAUGGGAAAUACUUUGCCCUGAAAAAGAUCAGCAAAAAGCUCAUAGUAGAGAAGAGGCAAGAAAAGCACGUGUUGUUCGAGAAGAAGCUCCUGCUGGACAUUGAUUGUGACUUCAUUGUCAGGCUCCAUGGCACUUUUAAAGAUUCCCGCUACAUCUAUAUGGUCAUGGACUUCUGCUCAGGGGGCGAGAUCUGGACCAAGCUAAAAGAAGUACGGCGUUUUGAAGAGAGCACAACUGUGUUCGUAGCAGCAUGUGUGGUCGAGGCUUACGCCUACCUCCAUAAGAAAGACAUCAUGUACCGAGACCUGAAGCCAGAGAACCUCAUGCUGGACUCCAGGGGAUACGUCAAACUCGUUGAUUUUGGUUUUGCUAAGAAGCUCCAGCGAGGACAGAAGACAUACUCUUUCUGUGGAACUCCAGAGUACAUGGCUCCAGAGAUCAUUCAGAAUCAAGGCCACGACUUUGCCGCUGAUUUCUGGUCUCUAGGUGUUCUGCUCUACGAGCUUCUGGUAGGCAGCCCACCUUUUUCAAGCUCAGAGCCGCAGAGCAUCUACGCUAAGAUACUGGAUGGUGUGAUAAAAUAUCCCCCGCACAUGGGAGAGGCUGCCAGAUCUCUUAUUAGCAAACUCUGCAGACCACGUCCAGGUCAAAGGUUAGGAAACACCAAAAAUGGAAUCAAAGAUGUCCGUAAUCACAGGUGGUUUAACAACAUGAACUGGCACAAACUGAGGAUGAAGCAGAUCACCGCUCCAACAGUUAAACUCAUCAGAAAGGGUCCCUGCUACAUCAACUUCGACCGCUUCCCAUUCGAUAAGAGCCUGGCCGAUGAGGAUUUCUCCGGUUGGGAUCGAGAUUUCUAAGAGUCGUCAAGUUUGCGGGCUUGCACGCACUCUUACUCUUAACAAACAUCUGUGGACUUCUUUUGGCUGCGUGUUCCAUCCUGAACACGGAAAAUAGAAAAUGAUUCAGUAUUAAAAAAUAUGGAAUUUAGCAAAAACUGACUGGACCAUCUGGUCGCUGUGGAGCUUAGCACCUGUGAGGAGACCUUAAUCAAAGAUACAGAACAUUACCUGGGUGUAGAGACUGAUAUUAUUUUGUAAUGGAGUGUUUUUUUGUGUUUGUUAUUUUUGCCGACACCAUAUGCAAAUUUUUAUUAGUAAAAAAAUUCAGCAAAAUUGCUCACAUUUAGAAUUUGUUAUAAAACCUAGUCAUAAGACAACUUGAUUGUUUACACUUUUUUUGAGAGAGAGCUCAUCAAACAUGCUAGAUAUACACAAUAUAUUCUGUAAAAUUCAACAUAUAAAUACAUAUACAACAUAUACAACAAAUAGAUAUACAGAAAAUUACCAAAUGCCAUGAAUAGUCGUCGUAAUGGAUCAGAAGUUGAAGUUCUAUGAUCGUAAGUAAAUACCUCGAAUCAUCAUGCUAUGCAGAUUUGCUUCUUUGCUUUACAGACUUCUUUACGUAUAAUUUUGUCUAAUAAGGUUAUAAAUACUGGUCAGUACUACUUAUUAUUCUAGAGUGCUGUCGAAUUCUUGAAUUUGAUUGGUCAAUUUCAUAAGGUGUGUAUUAAUCUUGUAUCACAGCACGGCUCAGAAAGUAGUUCCGGCAAUAUUUUAUUGUUUCCAUAGUAACAAUUAUUUCACAAGGAAUUGUAUAUGGCAUAAUCUAAGUGAAAUUAUAAAUGAAUUGAAAAAAAAAAUGUUUAAAAAAGAAGAACUUGUAAUCAUUGAUAUGGUAAUGUUUACCGUAAGGAAACAUUUAUGGAAGGAGUCUCCAGCGUCAGCACUUUGUAACGGUCUGUAGGUUUUUCCACCUUGGGAGAGUCUUCGGGACUCAGACGAACAGAGGAGUUCUGCAGUUUUGCAGUUUCUCAUUUUCCUUUUAACACCAAACGAGAGAAAAAUAAGAGGUUGGUGAGGGAAUGACUGUUUAAAUACAUAAUAUUUAACGUACAUGAUAACGGGAACUAAUUUUUUUCCCCCAACAUGAAGUGUAGAUAAAAAGUAUGAUGUGUUUUUUAACAAAUAAAAAUAAUUGUUAGCAUCGGCAAAUUGCUAUGGUAUAAGACAAAUAAAACGUCAUUGAUUAUUUGCCAAUAAUAGCAUGCCUUGAUUAGAAUUUUUACCAUGGACUUGAGAAGUAUGACCCAUAAUUUUAUAAAGUAUAGCUACACCGAAGAAGAUUUAUGAUAAAUCUCAUGUUUAUGAGUGCAACGGUGCCUAAAAUUCAUGUUGUAUCUCUAAAGGACAUAAAUAGCAGACAGGUUUGUGAUAAUGGCUGUAAAUUUUUACAGCCAGCUUGAUAACUUUAUUCCUCUCCUGUGUCUACCCAACAACUUCAAUCAAUUGUUUGUCAAUCAUUUUUGUUUGUUUUGUUUUUUUUAUUGUUUUUUAUUGUACAGACAAUACAACAUGUUGCCUUUUGGCAUCAUAGCCUGAAUAAAUGAAAAGUUUGAGGACUGGAA
This is a messenger RNA of Pangasianodon hypophthalmus (striped catfish), 3917 nucleotides long. RefSeq names its product protein kinase cGMP-dependent 3 (gene prkg3). Lineage: Eukaryota; Metazoa; Chordata; Actinopteri; Siluriformes; Pangasiidae. The record is from RefSeq and is a predicted model, not a curated record. Bases 271 to 2310 code for a protein of 679 amino acids. Gene Ontology annotation, molecular function: cGMP-dependent protein kinase activity; ATP binding. Gene Ontology annotation, biological process: protein phosphorylation. The transcript is spliced from 22 exons.